Molecule: messenger RNA, 1333 nt
Organism: Punica granatum (pomegranate)
Lineage: Eukaryota; Viridiplantae; Streptophyta; Magnoliopsida; Myrtales; Lythraceae
Source: RefSeq, a predicted model, not a curated record
AAGUUUUCAAAAGACUACAUUUGACAGGAAGGAAAGACAAUGGCGCCGGGCGAAGAGAGAGUCCAAGCCUUGGCCUCCGCUGCGAUCCACGAGCUGCCGGACAUGUUUGUCCGGCUCGCCCACGAGCAGCCCGCAAACAGCAAGGCCAUCGAGGGGGUCAAGGUGCCUGUGAUAUCCCUCUCUGGGCCCCGUGACGCCGUGGUGGAUAAAAUGAGGAGGGCGUGCAAUGAGUGGGGCUUCUUCCUUGCCACCGAUCAUGGUAUCCCUGGGCCGCUGAUCGAGCAGGUCAAGCGCGUCGGCGUUGAGUUCUUCGAGCUCCCCCACGCUGAGAAGGAGAAGCUCGCGAACGAUCGUUCUGCCGGGGAUUUCGAAGGGUACGGGACGAAGAUGACCUAUAACCAUGAGCAAAAGGUCGAGUGGCUGGACUAUUACUUUCACCUCCUGUUUCCCCCUUGUAAAGUCAGGCAUGAAAGGUGGCCACACCACCCUCCUUCUUACAAGGAAGUGACAGAAGAAUACAACCGGGAGAUAGUGAGAGUGACUGGGGAGUUGCUCGAGAUGCUGUCAGAGGGGCUGGGCUCGGAGAAGAGUGUCCUCCGGACAUGUUUGGGAGGUGACAACAUAGAGUUCGAGAUGAAGAUCAACUUCUACCCGCCGUGUCCGCAGCCCCAACUCGUGCUCGGGGUCGAGCCCCACACGGACAUGUCUGCCCUCACCAUACUGGUACCCAACGACGUCCCCGGCCUCCAGCUCUGGAAAGACGGCCAGUGGGUUGCCGUCGAUUAUGUCCCUGAUGCGCUCUUUAUCCAUAUCGGCGAUCAGAUUGAGGUAUUAAGCAAUGGCAAGUACAAAGGAGUACUCCACAGAAGCUUGGUAAACAAGGAAAGGACUCGCAUGUCUUGGGCAGUGUUCGCUGCACCUCCUCAGGAGGCAAUAAUAGGCCCUCUCCCAGAGCUCGUGAAUGAAGUGAACCCGGCCAAGUACAAAACCCGAACUUUCGCCGAGUUUCGACACUGCAAGCUCAAUAAGCUUCCGCUCGAUUGACUUGAGUAUACAUGCAACUGUACGCAAUUCUGAUAUGCAUAAAUUUGGGUAUAUUACUGGUCCAAAUAAGAUGAGAAGGCAUACAGAGAGCACUUGUUAGGCCCUUUUUGUAUGCGUCUGAGAAGAAGAUUCUGUUAUUUGCUUCGAACGUUGUAACUCGGCGGCCCACCUUUCCAUAUCUUCCCUUGCUUCCCAAAUCUUGCUCUCCUUUUCCCAGUCCCAAAUGUCACCAAUAAUACUCAGAUCCAUGGCCCCAUGUUUCAUUUUAUCGGACUUUAUAUUUCCCUAA